This is a messenger RNA of Cordyceps fumosorosea ARSEF 2679, 1323 nucleotides long. RefSeq names its product Homocitrate synthase. The coding region runs from base 1 to 1323 and encodes 440 amino acids. The record is from RefSeq and is a predicted model, not a curated record. Gene Ontology annotation, cellular component: mitochondrion. NCBI's taxonomy places the organism in Eukaryota, Fungi, Ascomycota, Sordariomycetes, Hypocreales, Cordycipitaceae. The transcript has 15 exons. Gene Ontology annotation, molecular function: homocitrate synthase activity.
AUGUGUGGAACUUGCAACGGAGACUCUGCUGGGAGCAACCCCGCGACCGCCAGCAACCCCGCGACCGCCAGCAACCCCGCGGCCACCGUCGACACUCCCUCCAACGCGACAGUCAACAGUGUCUACCAAGGAGGCCCCCCCAAGUCUACUCCUUAUCAGUCCGUUCAGGACUACAUCUCCAAUGUGAACAGAUUUCAAAUUAUUGAAAGCACGCUCAGAGAGGGCGAGCAGUUCGCAAAUGCAUUCUUCGACACGGAAACCAAGCUUAAGAUUGCUCGUGCAUUGGACAACUUCGGCGUCGAUUACAUCGAAGUAACAUCCCCCGUAUCGUCUCCUCAGUCAUUCGAGGACUGCAAGAAGAUCUGUCAGCUCGGCUUGAAGGCCAAGGUCUUGACUCAUGUCAGAUGCAACAUGGACGAUGCGAAGAAGGCAGUUGAAUGCGGUGUAGAUGGCGUUGAUUUGGUCAUCGGAACGAGCAGCUAUCUGCGCAAGUACAGUCAUGGCAAGAGCAUGGAGAUGAUUCAGAAGACUGCUCUUGAAGUCAUUGAAUACGUCAAGAGCGCUGGUGUCGAAGUUCGCUUCUCUUCCGAGGACUCUUUCCGUUCAGACCUUCUCGAAAUUCUUACUCUCUACAAGGCUUGUGAUCGAGCUGGUGUUCACAGGGUGGGUGUUGCAGACACAGUAGGAGGAGCUACGCCCAAGAUGGUCUAUGAUCUAAUUCGAACGUUGCGAGGAGUCGUUGGAUGUGACAUUGAAACCCAUUUCCACGACGAUACCAGCUGUGCUGUGGCAAAUAGCCUAAGUGCCCUUGAAGCCGGUGCGACACAUAUUGAUACCAGCGUAUUGGGUAUCGGCGAACGUAACGGCAUCACCCCACUCGGUGCUUUUAUCGCUCGCAUGGUUGUAACUGCUCCCGAGUACGUUACCAAGAAGUAUAAUCUCAAGGCGCUCAAGAGCCUAGAAGAGUUGGUUGCCGAUGCAGUGCAAAUCAACAUUCCGUUCAACAACCCCGUCACUGGAUUCUGCGCUUUCACGCAUAAGGCAGGCAUUCAUGCCAAGGCAAUUAUCGCGAACCCAUCGACCUACGAGAUCAUUGAUCCUAGCUUAUUCGGACUUACACGCUAUGUCUCGAUCAACUCAAGAAUCACGGGAUGGAAUGCUGUCAAGUCGCGUGUGGAGCAACUUGGCCUCACGAUGACUGAUGAGCAGGUUAAGGAAGUGACUGCCAAGAUCAAGCAGAUGGCCGAUAUCCGUCCCUUGGCUAUUGAUGACACCGACAGCAUUAUUCGCUCGUACCACUUGGGCCUAGCGCAAGAGCAGUAA